UUUGGAGAAUGUGGAACUCCAAAGCUGAGUGGAAAAUCCUACUUGGGGGGAUAUUGGGGGGUCCCACCAUCCUUAAGUGGGGAGAUGGAAACAGGGGGAACUUUUCGGAUUCCUGGCACUCUCAGCAGCCCGGGGAGGGCAGGGACCAAGCCGACAGGUGAUCCCCAGUACAAGCGUGACUCCCAGCAGCUGGGACAGGGGGGAACCCUUGAACCCCAAACAGGAGAGACCAGAGAUGGGGAACUCCUGGGAGGCAUUUUCAGGCUGAAUUUUGGUGUUUUCUGAAGGUUUUAUGGACCCCAGAUGUCCGAUGACUUCUAGAGAUGAGCUUGGACAGAGGGACCUGCAAACUCAAUGUCCUCAUCCCUUGUAUUUCCCCAAAACAGGAUUUCCCAUUGCCAAACCUUGGCUGGAUGGAGAGGAAGGCUGCAAGAAAGAGGAAGAUGCCUCGGGACACCCAGGCAGACAAGGAGCUGAGGAUGGAGACCAGGGAGGACAAAUCCCUGCAGCAGAACCUUGUGGAAGAGGCUGAUUUGAGCAGUUCCACAGCGCAGGAAUCCAACGGGGAGGAAAAGCCCCGGAGAUCCUGCAGGAGGAGAAGCUCCAAACCUAUCCCAGGGUGCUCUGAGGAGGAAAGACCCACCCUGUGCCAGGAAGGCGGCUGGAGAUCCAGCCGGGGCUCUGAGCUGGUGGUCCAUGAGCAGCUUCACAAAGGGCAGAAGCGCUACAAGUGCUUGGAGUGUGGGAAGAGCUUCAGCCAGAGCAACAGCCUGAUCUGCCACCAGAUGGUCCACACUGGGGAAUGGCCCUACAAGUGUGGGAAAUGUGGGAAGGGCUUCAGCUUUAACUCCAAACUCAUCAUCCACCAGCGCAGCCACACUGGGGAGAGGCCCUACGAGUGUUCUGAGUGUGGGAAGAGGUUUCGGAUCAGCUCCAGUCUCCUCGUGCACCAGAGGAUUCACACAGAGGAGAGGCCCUUCCGCUGCCCUGACUGUGGGGAGGGCUUCAAGCACAACUCCACCCUCACCAUUCACCGGCGCAUCCACACUGGGGAGAGGCCCUUCAAGUGUGGGGAAUGUGGGAAGAGCUUCAGCCAGAGCAACAGCCUGAUCUGCCACCAGAUGAUCCACACUGGGGAAUGGCCCUACAAGUGUGGGAAAUGUGGGAAGGGUUUCAGCUUUAACUCCAAACUCAUCAUCCACCAGUGCAGCCACACUGGGGAGAGGCCCUACGAGUGUCCCGAGUGUGGGAAGAGGUUUCGGAUCAGCUCCAGUCUCCUCGUGCACCAGAGGAUUCACACAGAGGAGAGGCCCUUCCACUGCCCUGACUGUGGGGAGGGCUUCAAGCACAGCUCCACCCUCGCCAUUCACCGGCGCAUCCACACUGGGGAGAGGCCCUUCAAGUGUGGGGAAUGUGGGAAGAGCUUCAGCUGGAGGUCCCAACUGACCAUCCAUCAGAUGGUCCACACUGGGGAGAGGCCCUACGAGUGUCCAGAAUGUGGGAAGAGGUUUCAGACCAGCUUCCAGUUCAUCAGGCACCAGCAGAUUCACACGGAUGAGAGGCCCUUCUGCUGCCCUGACUGUGGGGAGCGCUUCAAGCAAAACUCCCACCUCAUCACCCACCGGCGCAUCCACACUGGGGAGAGGCCUUAUAAGUGUGACGAAUGUGGGAAGGCGUUCAGCCAGAGCUCCAGCCUCAGUACCCACAAACGCAUCCACACCGGGGAGAGGCCCUAUGAGUGUCCCCAGUGUGGGAAGAACUUCUCAGACAGCUCUCAACUGACCAGACACAAACGGAGGCACCACUAAGGGAAGCCCUGCGAGUGCUCCAAGUGCAGGAAGAGCUUCGUGCGCUGCUCCAACUCCAUCCCCCAUCAGUGGGCCCACGUUGGGCAGAGCCCUGAUGGCCCAUGUUCCCUGUGAUCUGUGUUGGGAAGACACUGGGCUGGUGGUCGUUUUGGUUUUGUUCUAAUUAUCUUUAGAUUCAUCUUCAUCCCUUUGGAACAGACUAAAUUGGGGUAAAAAUCAACAAAUUAAUGGCAUCUAAUUAAUCAAUGGCACCUAAAACCUCACAUUUUACUAGUGCUUCAAGAGAAACUGGGAAUCAGGGAGCUACUUGAGAGUAUUUAGGGGUUGUGGGGUAUUUGGAGUUGUCUCCAUUUCUUGGCACUCAAAGAGAUGAGGGGCUUCAAUCUGUCACCUCAAGACCUCUCAGUGCCUCUGAAUGCUACCCAGUCCCACCCCAAAAUUAUUCAAUUCCACCCCCCCUCCAGCUAUGAUGCCCUUAGUUUUAGCUUUCAUAUUUUUCAUAUUCUGCACUGCCUAGGUUUGUAGUUUUGAAGUUCAUAUUAAUUGUUAGUGUCAGAAAAAAUUAAUCCACGAACACCAGAGGUUUAUAUGCAAAAAGGAGAUAGAGGAGUGCUUUCAAUUUUUUCAAAUAAAGGGAGAGGCCAUGGGGCAUUCCCCUGGGAUCUCUCUAAUUUUUGGAGGGCGCAGCCUCCCUUUUACCCCAAUUCCAGGCCGUACGUCCCUUCUCCCUUUCCCCAUAGGCUGAGGGAUUUGAGAGGUACAGACUUCCUGGUACACAUGAUACCUGAGAUACCAUCCCCCCUCCCCCCAGUGCAUAAUCUCCUUCUUAGUUCUCAGCCCUGUUGGAAUUUUAUGGUGUUUCCCCAGUGUCUCUUUCAUCUUUCAGUUGAAUCCAUCCCAUUGUUUCUGUUAUCUCUCAGUGAUAGUUUCAUUUUAUCGGCAGACUCACAGCUUGUUUGUAAAGACAAGUGUCACUCUGAUAGUAUAAGGUUUUAAAAUCUUAGAAAAUUUGGGGACUUAGAAAGAAAGUUAGGUUUGGUGAGCCCGGGAAGAGUAGGUCCUGGCAAGUGUUAGGCCUUGUACUUGCUAAAGAUCAUGUCAAACUGCACCUGUGUAAUUGGUAUAUGAUGAAUGAUACAAUUGUUAGAUGUGAUUAGAUAUAAUUAUUGUUUAAAGAACAUGAGGAACAAUAUUAGGGGAUUGAGGGGGAUCACAAGAAAUCCAUGCUUGGGUAAAAACAAUGCAUACAAUAGAACAAUGUA
Messenger RNA from Cyanistes caeruleus (blue tit), 3070 nucleotides. The record is from RefSeq and is a predicted model, not a curated record. NCBI's taxonomy places the organism in Eukaryota, Metazoa, Chordata, Aves, Passeriformes, Paridae.